This is a messenger RNA of Lecanosticta acicola, 1896 nucleotides long. The record is from the annotation of a GenBank genome assembly. Lineage: Eukaryota; Fungi; Ascomycota; Dothideomycetes; Mycosphaerellales; Mycosphaerellaceae.
AUGGCGGCUCACCACGUCCCCAGCGAGCGCAUCUCCAGCCACGACAAAGAUCAACAGGUUGCUGAGUUUUUGGAUGAAGUCGAAGAUGCCAACGCCAAGAAACCCAGUCGGACCUUGGAGGCUCCAGAGCUGGUACGCAACCUCACUCCAGAGGAGAGAGUCAAGCUGGAGAAGAGGUUGGUCCGCAAGAUCGACUUCAGAUUAUUGCCCGCUGUCAUCAUCAUGUACAUCCUCAAUUACCUGGACAGGGUGAGCAACAAUGCAUCCAACGAUUGAGGAGCCUCUCUGAUGGUCUCGCAGAACAACAUCGCCACCGCCAGAUUGGCUGGCACUCCUGGUAUGGAGGCCGACCUGGGCUUGACCGACUCCCAGUACGAGACCUGUGUAUCGAUUCUGUUCGUUGGAUACAUUCUCAUGCAAAUCCCGUCCAAUCUCUUCCUCAAUAAGCUGGGCAAGCCGGCACUCUAUCUUCCUGGUGUCAUGGUCGUCUGGGGCGUUAUCUCCACCUGUACCGCAGCCGCGAGGAGUUUUGGCGGACUCGUCGCAAUCAGAUUCUGUCUUGGCUUUGUGGAAGCCGCCUACUUUCCAGGAUGCCUGUAUUUUCUUUCCUGCUGGUAUACCCGAAAAGAAUUGGCCUUCAGAUCUGCCAUCUUGUACUCUGGAUCAUUGAUCUCGGGUGCCUUUGCGGGCCUAAUUGCUGCCGGUAUCACCUCGGGAAUGGAUCAAAAGGCUGGCAUCCCCGCCUGGAGAUGGUAAGUUGGUCGAAACAGCCCUUGGCGCCCUCUUCUAACGUAUUGGUAGGCUUUUCAUAAUCGAAGGUGCACUCACGAUUGUCAUUUCUGCCAUCUGCUUCUUUGUGCUUCCGAACUUUCCGAGAACCACCAAGUGGCUGUCGGAAAAGGAACGUCAGCUGGCAGUCUGGCGUCUUCAAGAAGACAUCGGAGUCGACGACUGGGUCUCUAGCGAGGAGCAGUCUUUCUGGCACGGCAUGUUCCUCGCCUUCAAGGAUCUCAAAGUCUGGGUUCUGAUGUUUAUGCUGCUCGGAAUCGUUUCAGCUGCGAGCGUCACGAAUUUCUUUCCAACCGUGGUGAGAACCCUCGGCUAUAGCAACAUGAUCUCUCUGCUAUUAACAGCACCUCCAUAUGUGCUAGCUGUCUUCGCAGCCUUUGCGAACGCCAUCCAUGCCGACAAGACCGGCGAGCGUUUCUUGCACAUCUCGCUCCCUCUAUUGGUUGGAAUGGCGUCCUUCAUUCUGGCCGCUGCGACGACGUCUCUUGCUCCGAGGUAUGUUGCCAUGAUGCUUAUGCUACCAGGCAUCUACAGCGGCUAUGUUAUCGUCCUUGCUUGGAUCUCGAACACCAUCCCUCGUCCGCCCGCGAAGCGAGCGGCAGCUCUUGCGGCAAUCAACGCUGUGUCGAACGCUUCUUCGAUUUAUGCAAGCUACAUGUACAGCGGUGGACCCAGGUACAUCGUCGCCUUCUCUGUCAACUGCGGGACUCUAUUUCUGGCUAUCCUCAUGGCUGCUCUGCUUCGGAUCAUGUUGGUACGAUUGAACAAGAAACUUGAUCGUGGCGAAAACGUGGACGGUGCGAUCGGUGGAGGAUUCAGAUUCCUGGUUUGAUCUGUGAUGCUCGAAGACUAGGACAUCCGUGCGUAACGAUAAAUCGGAGAUGCCACUGCUUACAAUCACAUGUUCUGCGUCUUACAUUUCCACGAUGCAGGAUUUCUGCCCGGACCGAUCAGGCAACCGCUCAUCUGUGGACAAAGCUUUCCGAUUGCUCCAACCGUGAGAGACUCCGAAACACUUGACUCAUAGUGACGCAGAAGCCCAAGGAAGCCUUUGCCAAGGGCUACCUCAAGACUUUGACCGAGUCCAGGCGCAGGCACCCAGACUAA